UCACACAAUUUGCAGAGACCGAUGAAGCUUGCGAGGUUUAUAACUCCAAGCUUCGGCUAUGGAUUCUUCGAUCAUUCCUCAUUCUGGGCCCCUGGAUUUGCCUGAGUGAUGUGGCGUAGAGCCGGAAUUUUGCGAGGGCUGGGCGUUCGGCGGUUUUCAGCGGAAACUCGCCGUCGUAUCGAGGACGAGGGAGACUGGUUUUACGCCUCAGAAUGGUGGGGGAACGAUUACGACGGCGACGGCGACGGCCGCACUGUUUUCAGUUCAACAUCUGAGAAAGGAAAUGGCGUCGUCUCUGUUCUUUCAUACCCUUCCUCCAGGCCUAGUGGGCUUCAUUGGCCAGGGACUGGAAGGUGGCUUCAGCAAAGAUAUGCAGAGGUAUGCCCUGGUUGCAAGAACGGGGAACGGUUCGGGAUUCUUGGAUAUCAAUGGCGAGUGCUUCGUUUCAAUGACAAUACUCGCCAAAGCACAGCUAAAGUAAUGGCUGCUUACCGGGAAUCAAAACCAGAGUCAAUUUUCCUCAUGCAGCAGGCGCAUUGUUUGGCUGUUCCUUAUCUAAAGAGUAUGAUAUCAGUUGGGCUGACCACUAUUGCAUCUUGUGGGUAUGAUCUUUUGAAUGCAAUCCAAGGAAAACAAAAUCUACGUAUUUUAUGUAUUGGUCAUGGUGGUGGGAGCUUGCCUCUAUUUUUAGCAAGUAAAAUUCAAGGUGCCAACGUUGACAUAGUUGAAAUCGACCCUCUUGUGAUCUCGGCCUCAAUCCAAGCCAUGGGCUUCCCAGCGUUCUCAGUUAUGACUGCAUCAGGAGAGCAUGCAUUUGCCCGACCCGAAUCCAUUGACGAUGUCAUGUGGAAAGGCAUCCAUGAAAGACUUUUCCUCUACGAAUUAGAUGCAGAGGAUUUCGUCUGCAACACGACCAAUCUAUACGACAUGAUCUUCAUUGAUGCUUACGAUGGAGAUGACAUAUUCCCGAACAAACUCUGGGAUCCAAAUUCCACAUUUCUUGAAGCUCUCAGCAAGCGACUUCAUCCUAAACAUGGAACUGUGGUGGUGAAUCUUCACUCUGAUUCCGAUCUCUUGACUUCUGAUGGCUCUGUCCCAUCUGUUCUUGAACAUAUAUUGCCAAUGGGAAAGUACGUAUCUCGAAUCGGUCGAGCGUACAAGGAUGUUCUAACACGAGAUGGGAGUUCUUCUGGUGAAAGUUCUGGUUUAGGAUUCACAGUGGCGGUUCCGUGGGUUUGCAAUACAUCUCUGGUUGUGUGCAAAGGUUUCGAAAUGAACGGUGAGUAUCUCGACCGGGAUCUUUUAAUGAACACAUUGAUAUCUAAAUCCCUUGAAGUAGAAAGUCUUCUGAAGCUGCCAUUUUCUUGUUUGGAGUAUAUAAAGAGAGGUUUUGUACUUGUUGAUUAAUAGUUCAAACACUUCACUUUACUAGGCAUUGAAAAUUUGAAAUGCUUUAGCAUCACUUCAUCUCUUUUGCUCA
Molecule: messenger RNA, 1480 nt
Organism: Cucurbita pepo subsp. pepo (vegetable marrow)
Lineage: Eukaryota; Viridiplantae; Streptophyta; Magnoliopsida; Cucurbitales; Cucurbitaceae
Product: S-adenosyl-L-methionine-dependent methyltransferases superfamily protein
Source: RefSeq, a predicted model, not a curated record